Cucumis sativus (cucumber) is the source of this 1395-nucleotide messenger RNA. RefSeq names its product immune-associated nucleotide-binding protein 9. The record is from RefSeq and is a predicted model, not a curated record. Bases 148 to 1173 code for a protein of 341 amino acids. The transcript is spliced from 6 exons. Lineage: Eukaryota; Viridiplantae; Streptophyta; Magnoliopsida; Cucurbitales; Cucurbitaceae. Gene Ontology annotation, molecular function: GTP binding.
AAGGGGAUGGGAAGAAAAUAAAUUGAAAUUUACAUUAACAAAAAUCGAGCCCCAGCUGUCUCACUCACUCUCCAACCUAAAGAGUUCUUCUUUCUUCUCUGUUCAAAGAAUUCUACUUUUGCUUCUCAGUUCUCUACACUUACAAAAAUGGGUGGGAGCGCUAUAGAGGAAGAUUGGGAGCUAGACCUUACUUCCCCAACUAAUGGAAGAAGUGCUCGAACUGUGGUUUUAGUCGGUCGUACGGGUAACGGAAAAAGUGCUACUGGCAACAGUAUUCUUGGAAGGAAGGCAUUUAAGUCGAGGGCAUGUUCUUCUGGUGUUACAGUCACUUCUGAGUUGCAGACAACUGUACUGAGUGACGGCCAAGAGAUAGAUGUUAUUGACACGCCUGGGAUGUUUGACUUUUCUGCUGGAUCAGAUUUUGUUGGCAAGGAAAUUGUCAAAUGUAUUGAUAUGGCCAAGGAUGGUAUUCAUGCUGUUCUUGUAGUUUUUUCAGUCAGGACUCGCUUUUCUCUGGAAGAAGAGGCUGCACUUCGCAGCUUGCAAACUUUGUUUGGUAGCAAAAUUGUCAACUACAUGAUUGUAGUUUUUACUGGGGGUGAUGAACUUGAAGAAAAUGAGGAGACAUUGGAAGAUUACUUAGGUCGUUCAUGCCCUGAUCCGUUAAAGGAUAUCCUUGCCUUGUGUCAAAACCGAUGUGUGCUUUUUGACAACAAGACUAAGGACGAAGGGAGGAAGGUUGGACAAGUUCAACAACUUCUCUCCCUUGUUAAUGGUAUUGUAAUGCAGAACGGUGGACAACCCUAUUCAGAUGAGUUAUUUUCUGAACUGAAGGCAGGAGCUAUGAAACUUCGUGAUCAACAAAAAGAGGUUGAUUCUCUUGAAGGCUACACCAGACAGGAGUUGAAGGAGUUGAAGGAGCAGAUGCACCGUUCAUAUGAUGAGCAGUUGAAAAGAAUUACAGAGAUGGUUGAGUCGAAGCUCAGAGAAACAACUAUGAGACUUGAACAACAACUGGCAGAAGAACAAGCAGCAAGACUGAAAGCAGAAGAGAAUGCACAACAUGCUCAGAGAAAAUCUAAUGAUGAAAUCCGUCAACUCAGGGAGCAUCUACAGAGAGCACAGGAAGAGCUUCGCAAGCGUGGUGAGUCGUCUAAUUGUGCCAUCCUUUGAUGAGAAUUUGGUGUUAAGAUUUACUGCAGUAAAUAUUAUCUUCAAGAGUUCUUAAAUAGUAUAUUUCCCUUCCUUCCCCCACUGUGGUGCCUCUUUCGGAGGUUUACGUUGACGGUGAAACUGAUUAAAUGAUGCCUAAUGUCUAUAAUUCUAGGGCCCUUUUAUUACCAUACAUUUCUGAUUGCAUUUAACUUCUGUCUAUAUGAAAAUUCCAUUGCCUAA